CAGUGUCAAUCCGGGAACGUCGUGAUCGUAACGUGAAAUAAUGAAUUUUGUUAUUUUAGAAUAUGGGUGAAUAUGUGCAAUAAUUUAUUAUACUUUUAUGUGCAAAGUGUUGUGUUUUAAUUGUAUUAGUGUUAUUUAAGUGCGAAAAUGACCUCGGAUAAAAUUAAAGUCGCCGUUCGAGUCCGUCCUUUUAACAGGCGAGAACUCGAACUAGGAACACAAUGCGUGGUGGAAAUGGAGAGUCAGCAGACGAUACUGCAGUAUCCACAGUCUGCCCACGAGAAAGAAAGGAAACAACCAAAGACGUUCGCAUUCGACCACUGUUUCUACUCGCUGGACCCGUCCCUGCCGCACUUCGCCUCGCAGAAGACUGUGUUCGAAUGUCUAGGCAGGGACAUACUCGACAAUGCGUUCGACGGCUACAACGCUUGCAUUUUCGCAUAUGGACAGACAGGUUCCGGCAAGUCGUACACGAUGAUGGGCUCCCCGGGGGCGGAUGAGGGCGGCAUCAUACCGCGGCUCUGCGACGCGCUCUUUGAAAGAAUCGCGAGACAGCAGACGCCGCCUACGCUCACCUACAAGGUGGAGGUGUCCUACAUGGAGAUCUACAACGAGCGCGUGCACGAUCUGCUGGACCCGGAGACGACGCGGCGGUCACUGCGCGUGCGCGAGCAUGCUGUGCUCGGUCCGUAUGUGGACGGACUGUCGCAGCUUGCUGUUACAUCCUUUCAAGACAUAGACAACCUGAUGACGGAAGGCAACAAGUCCAGAACAGUGGCAGCGACCAACAUGAACAGCGAAUCAUCACGUUCGCAUGCAGUGUUCAGUGUGGUGCUGACACAGACGUUGUGCGACGCGGCCACCGGCGUCACAGGAGAGAAGGCGGCGCGGCUGUCGCUCGUGGACCUGGCCGGGUCGGAGCGAGCGGUAAAGACCGGCGCCGUGGGAGACAGGCUGAAGGAGGGGUCGAAUAUAAACAAGUCACUAACAACCCUCGGUCUGGUAAUAUCGAAGCUGGCAGAUCAAUCGUCGGGCAAGACGAAUAAGGACAAAUUCGUGCCGUACAGAGACUCUGUACUGACGUGGUUGUUGAAAGACAACCUCGGAGGGAACAGUAAAACUGUUAUGGUGGCAACAAUAUCACCAGCAGCCGACAACUACGAGGAGACACUGUCCACGCUGCGCUACGCCGACAGAGCGAAGAGGAUAGUGAACCACGCGGUCGUGAACGAGGAUCCGAACGCGCGCAUCAUCCGCGAGCUGCGGCAAGAAGUGGAGGCGCUCAAGGAGAUGCUCAAAUACGCCACGGUAGUGCCCGGUGGCUCGCCGGUCGGGGAGGACGUGCACGAGCAGCUCGCGCAGAGCGAACACCUCAUGAAGGAGAUGUCCAGGACCUGGGAGGAGAAGCUCGUGGAGACAGAACGAGUCCAAAGCGAACGUCAGCACGCGUUGGAGAAGAUGGGUAUCAGCGUGCAGGCGAGCGGCAUCAAAGUGGAGAAGAACAAAUACUACCUGGUCAACCUGAACGCUGACCCCUCGCUUAAUGAACUUCUAGUCUACUAUUUAAAGGAGCGAACACUAGUCGGCGCGGACAGUUCGGCCGACAUCCAGCUGUCAGGUCUGGGCAUACAGCCGCAGCACUGCCUGCUACUGGUGGAAGGCGGCGGGCUGCACAUGGAGCCGGUGGGCGCGGCGCGGUGCUUCGUCAACGGCACGCCGGUCGUGUCCCGCGUGAGGCUCGGCCACGCUGAUAGGAUACUGUGGGGCAACCAUCACUUCUUCAGGGUCAAUUGUCCGAAGGCGACUGCGGCAGCGUCAGAACCACAAACUCCUGCCCAGCCCAUAGACUACAACUUCGCGCGUGACGAGAUCAUGCUAAACGAGCUCAGCAACGACCCCAUACAGACCGCCAUAUCACGACUGGAGAGACAGCACGAGGAGGACAAACAAGUGGCGUUAGAGAAACAGCGGCAGGAGUACGAAAGACAGUUCCAACAGCUUAGAAAUAUAUUGUCGCCGUCGACACCCUAUCCGCCAUACUCAUACGAUCCGUUGAAGCUUGGUAAAAUGCCGGCGUGCACGCCCACGACGGCGGCGCGCGUGGAGCGCUGGGCGGCCGAGCGCGACGACACCUUCAAGCGCUCGCUCGGCCGCCUCAAGGCAGACAUCCUGCGCGCCAACGCGCUCGUGCAGGAGGCCAACUUCCUCGCCGAGGAGAUGCGCCGCAACACGCGCUUCAGCGUCACGCUGCAGAUACCGCCGCAGAACCUCAGCCCCAACAGAAAGAUGGACGAAAAUGGGCGCGUGUGUUGGAGCGGGCGAGGAGCAUUCGUGUCAGAGCCUGCGAUCAUGGUGAAGCGUCCCGGACGCGGCGGGCAAGUGUGGUCCAUGGAGAAGCUCGACAACAAACUAGUGGACAUGCGCGAGAUGUAUGACGAGUGGCGCCGUCGGCAGCAGCGGGGAGAGGAGGAACUAGAUCAGGAGCUGAACGAGAAAACCCUGGACCCGUUCUACGAAUCGCAGGAGAACCACAACUUGAUCGGAGUCGCGAACGUGUUCCUCGAAGCGUUGUUCCAUGACGUCACGCUGGACUAUCACACGCCGAUCAUUAGUCAGCAGGGAGAGGUGGCUGGGAGGUUACAGGUGGAAAUAAGUCGAGUCGCCGGACAGUUUCCGCAAGAUAGAAUCUGUGAGGCGGCGUCAGACAGUUCUGGCGACAUGAGAGAUGACGACGAUCCUGCAGAUGCAGCUACGCAACAGGUGACCAUCCGCGUGGUGAUCAAGCAAGCGACAGGCCUUCCACCCUCCCUGUCGCAUUUCGUGUUCUGCCAGUACUCGGUGUGGGGCGCGAUGGGCGGCGAGCCGGUGGUGGUGCCGCCGCACGUCAGCGCCGACACGCCGCCGCCCGCGCCCCUCACCACCCCACCGCCAGCCUCGCCGCGCCACCAGCCGCAAGUCACCUUCCGCUUCGACCACCGACAAGACUUCACUAUACCGCUCACUGAGGAGUUUAUCGAGCAUUGUGCUGAGGGCGCUUUAUCAAUCGAAGUGUGGGGCCAUCGGUCCGCGGGGUUCAGUCGCGCGCGCGGCAACUGGGAGGUGGAACAACAGCAGCUCGCCAAGGCGCGCUCCCUCGCCGACCGCUGGGCCGAGCUCACGCGCAAGAUCGAGCUCUGGGUCGAGAUACACGAGCUCAACGACCAGGGAGAGUACGCGCCCGUUGAGGUACUCCCGCGCAGCGAUAUGGUGACGGGCGGCGUGUACCAGCUGCGUCAGGGUCAGCAGAGGCGCGUGGCCGUGCGCGUCCGUCCCGCGCACAACUCUGGCACGCUGCCAAUCAUUUGUCAACAUAUCGUCAGCGUCGAGGUCGGCUCCGUUACCGUCAGAUCGCGUCUGCAGAAGCCAUUAGACUCUUAUCAAGAGGAGGACCUUGCCGUGCUGCGAGAGAGGUGGAGCGACGCGCUCGCUCGUCGGCGACAACAUCUACAUGCUCAGCUGCAAAAAUUGGUGAACAUGUCGCCAUCGAUGAAGAGUGAGCGGGAUAUGGAACGAGAGCAAUCGCUAGUCGAACAGUGGGUCUCACUUACUGAGGAAAGGAAUGCUGUGCUUGUACCGAGUCCGGGGAGUCAAAUCCCGGGCGCGCCGGCCGCGUGGAAUCCGCCGGCUGGAAUGGAACAACAUAUACCGGUUCUGUUUCUUGAUCUCAACGCGGAUGACCUGACGACGCAUCCCAGCGGCGAGGAGGUGACCGUGGCGGGGCUCCACUCCAUCCUGCCCAAGGAGCACGGCAACAAGUUCUACGAGCUCCACAUACUGCAUCAUCACGACAAGGACGUCUCGGCGAUUGCCAGCUGGGACUCCUCCAUUCACGACUCGCAAUAUCUCAACCGGAUCACUGAAGCUAAUGAACGCGUGUACCUGAUCCUGAAGACGACCGUGCGCCUGUCUCACCCGGCACCGAUGGAUCUCAUACUUAGGAAACGAUUAGGUUUAAACAUUUACAAACGACAGAGUCUCACAGACAGGAUACGCAAGAAAAUCGUUAGGACUGAUCAGCUGACUCACACGGGCGUCACGUACGAAGUCGUGUCGAAUAUCCCCAAAGCUUCAGAAGAAUUGGAAGAGCGCGAGAGUUUGGCUCAGAUCGCCGCCACCGGGGAAGAGGCUAGUGCCGCUGACGGCGAGACUUAUAUCGAAAAAUACACACGAGGCGUCAGCGCAGUUGAGAGUAUACUCACUCUAGACCGCCUGCGCCAGAGCGUGGCGGUCAAGGAACUGGAGCAGGCACGCGGCCAGCCCAUCACAAUGCGCAAGACCGCUUCAGUACCAAACUUCUCACAGAUCAUGCGGCUGGACUCGUCGUUCGAGUCGCUGGCGGGGCUGUCGGGCGCGCGCUCGGGCAGCGUGGCCGACCUCGCCGACGAGCCGCCGCGCCGCGCCGCGCACCGCCACUCCUACGCCGCGCCCGCCAUCUCCGACGCAGACAUCGCCACGCCCACCAAACCCUUCGGACUCGCUCGGCCAACGUUCCUAAACUUGAAUUUGAACCUCAACUCACUGCGACUGCAGACGCCGAACAAGUCGUCUCCCGCGAGCGGCAAGCUGGGCCUGCGCAUGACCACCCUGCACGAGGAGCCCGGCCGCCGGAACGACGACGACUCGCAUUCCGAGCCAGAGUCCGCGCCCGCAGACGACACGCCGCGGUCGCAUCGCACGCGCUCCAGAGCGUCGUCACGGGGAUUCCUGCCGGCGUCCAAGACGUUGGACUCGUUGCACGAGCUCGCCUGCGAGCGCCUUCCCACCAAGAAUUCGCCAUCCAUAUCCUCCAGUGGAUACGGUUCGCAAGCAGUCUCGUCAACUAACCUGACGAACGAUGACACGCUGUCAAUCCGCAGCAUGUCAGUCGACGACACGCCGGACUUUGAUAAAACAAUGGACUACACAAACCUCACCCGAACUAAAAACUCCAUGGCUGGCCUCAGGAACGAAAUAACCGAACUGAGGAACGAUAUCAACGACCUCAAGAAUGAUAUCGUCGAGUCAAAGAACGAGUUGGACGACACGACGUACGCUAAAACACCAGUUUUGACUCCCGGCUCGAGGAAUCGGAUUAAUCCCUUCUUGAGGGAUUGUGAGGAAGCUGCUAAAGAAGAGGAGACGAAGAAUCAGUUGCUGGACCCGCUCGGGGCGAUCCCGGUCGAGAGUUCGGUGUUACCUAGUCAGAAGAGCGUGGAGGCAGUUCAAGUCAACGGAGAGUCACAACAUGAGAGUGUUUAUGCGGGUGAGGCGGACGCGGAUUCAGUGAGCUCGGGCCAGUCGAGCGCCACGCGGAGCCGCUCGGCGUCCAUGGCCGGCGACAGCGAUAGCACCGACCACGCCGCCGACCGCAGUGACCACGCGCUCUCCGGCGACCACUCCAACGAACACACGGUCAAGACACAUCUUCCUGCCGGGAAGGUGGUGCGGCGACGUGCGGGAGGCGGCGCGAGCGCGCGCGCGGCGGCGCGGGCGUCGUUCCCGGGCGCGCGUGCGCGGUGCGCGCCCGACUCGCCGCACAACACCUCGCUGCCGCACGCGCUCGCCGACACGCCCGCCUCCUCCACCGAAAGGAUCGGCGACGACGAGUCGCUAGAGAACUUGCCCGAGUGGAUGACGGUGGGCGAGAGCGUGCAGCUGCGGCUGAGCAAUAGCACCGGCGUCAUCGCGUACGCGGGGCCCACACAUUUUGCGCCCGGACUUUGGAUCGGCGUCGAAUUAGAUGCGCCCACCGGCAAGAACGACGGUUCAGUAGGCGGGUCGCGGUACUUCAGCUGUCGCGCGCGGCACGGCAUCUUCGUGCGCGCCGACAAGCUCGCGCACGACCGCCGCGGCCGCAGCGCACGCGCCUACCGACACAACCAGAAGGGUGAAGGCCUACAGAACUUACACAGAUCGCGGAGUCGCGGCGACAGUAUAAACGCCGUCGGCACCAAGACACGGAGCAAAUAGACGCGCGUCGACCUCCAGCCACCCCACACAGAACCACUCUCACACCGUUCGCGCUCACACGUAGCGAGCUGAUCGGACCGAAUUUAAUGUGAAACGUCCACGAACCAGUUUGUAUGAUAAACACCCGCCCUCACCGCCCCGUCCCUUCCCCCGUUAUGUUGCAGUCUUGUAACGCGUAUGGUGCUUUAUAUGUAUUGUAAUUCGUUUUGAGCCGGCGCACGCGUCGGUGAUGCAAUAUCGUGUACUUUGUUAUGCGUAUUUUUAGCUACUCGAGUGAAUGCAUCCGACAGUUUUUGUGAUUAUUGUUUUGUAUUUUGUUAAGCUUAACAUGGGUAUAUCCAACUUGUAAGUUGAGGCGAUUGAAUAGAAAAAUGAUUUUCAUCUAAUGUUAGAUGUUUAGUAAUGUGAAGUUGUAUGUAAUGUCGAUGAUUACGUGAGCCCUGCCGGUCUUGAUAUAUUUCGGAUGUGUUCAUUCGUUGUAUUUUACCGUUUGACACUUAGACUAUUACUCUUACAGUGCAAUGAGAGGGGAAACAGGCUCAUCUCUCAUUUAUUGACUUACUCAAUACAAUGACGCAGAUGAUACUUAGCGUUUCCAAAAAUAUCGAUACUUAGACAUAACCUACCAUUUACAUUUUUUAUUAGUUGACUCAAUGAAUUGGUUAUUUGUAAAUAAAAUGAGACCGUUAAUUGUGAUUUAAUUGUUUGGUUUCGAUGUAAAUAUGUGAUUUUAUGUGUGUUUGUGUGUUAUUAAUUUAAUGAUUGAUUAUUUAGAACCAAUGCAUUUGUUUUUUUUUUUUUGAAUCGGUGAUACGAAUCGUGUUAAAAAUUAAUCAUGUUUAUGUAUAGUUUCGUAUAAUUGCAAUAUUUUAUGUGUUGUAAGGUUUCCUCACUUGUUGUGUGAAAUCUGUAAUUGUGGUAAAUGUGAUAGUAAUUUUUGACGCGCUUACAACGCCAUCGGCCCGCAACGGUGUCCGUGACCUCUUGAAUUGAGGAGAUUCGCGGCCCAGUUCACCGCGGCUUAUACUGUGCAUUUUUUCAAAUUCGUAUUCCUAUAACUGCUCAGAUGUUUUUGACACACGUUUGCCAGUUUUAUAACGAUUGUGAUAGUCUCUUGCCACGCGAUCGUAGUUACUAAAAUUUUUUUCGGCGCUUGCUCUUUGCCCCCCCCCCCCCCAAUUUUUUAUGUACCGAAGUAGGUAGUGGCGUAACGGUAUAGCGAGGGACCAUUAGCGCCACUUUUGGAUCAGUUUUUCCGUUUAAUAAUUGGAAAAUUUAAAUUAUAUAAACAUUUGUACUUUAAAAUGUUAGUGAAUUUUUAAAUUUAGAUAUUUAAACAAAAUUGUUGGAAUAAUUUAAUGAAAUAAAUAUUGUAGAAUAAUUGUAAUAGACUAAUUUGCUCAGUCUCCGCGAGUUACGCCACUGGUGUAGUAUUACGAAAUCGUCCAGUUAUGAUACAUCUUCGUCCUUAUAAAAGACUUUUGUACUUAGUACAUACAACACCAUUCGCGACAUAACACACUGUCCAACCGACAUUGACGUUUCCGUUCUAACGUAUUAGUGAUAAGCGAGAGAUCAUUCUUGACUUCAUUUUCUAGGUGAUGCAAGUCUCGAGUCGGAUUUGACUAUACUGCCAAAUAUUUCGCAAUACGUGUCUUUGUAGUGACGUAGACUUAAUCAAAUAUUUAAAUUCUAUGUACUGCUUCCGGCUCUUGACUAUCGACAUCGCGUACUUUUUUUUUUGAAAUCUACUUUUUAAUUUUGUAUCAUUGUACUAUCUCUGCAUUUAAUAGCAUUUCCUUUCGUAUGUUCUCGCUUAUUACUACUACUAUACAUAAUAUAUCACUUAGGUUGUGUAGGUAUGUUCGAUAAAAUAUAUGUGCAAAAACGAUGUUACAUAAAAAUCUAAAAAAAACAUAAAAAUGUCCUUUACUUAAUAUCUCCAUCCACAUUUGAACAAUAAAGCCAGACGUCUACUGUAAUUAGCGGAACAAGUCUGUUUCUCAAAUGGUUAUGAGAAUAAAAUACGUGUUUGAAUAUUGUCUAAUUUUGGUAUUAUAUCAGAAUAAUGUAGCGGCAUAGAACGCGUUUCGUGAUUGGCGUGUGCAGUAUCGAACACUUGUGACGUCACACUAAUAGUACGACUUUUGAUGCUGUAUGCGUGAUCAUCUAUUAGGGAAAGUCCACGAUGCCCGCUCCACGGUAAAGUGGCAGCGUUUAGUCUAUAGCUCACCUAAUGUAUAUUCCAUCCUUAUAGUAAAUUUAAGUACACUAAACGAGUACACAAAAUAGUAUAAAACGCCUACAUUUACUAGUGUUUGUAAGUUUUACUUUCAGCGAUCAUUGUAGCCCGCCACUUGCCCUCAUUCCUGUAUACAUACUGUAUAUUUACAUUAAAGUGUAAGUGGUUAUUAUAAAAAAAUGUUAUCAAAAAUAUUAAAUGCCUGUUUCAAAGUAUGCACUCGAGGAUUUAAUGCCAAUUUAGUGUGGCUGCAAUUUCGCUGCGAGAGUUGCGUUCUGUGCGCUAUCGAUAACAAUAUAUAUCGAUUAAUAAUCAAUUCGAUUAUACGUGUUAUUCGAUACUUACCGACAUGGUUUAUUUUUGUGUGUAAUGCGUCGAGGCCCAACUCCCGCACCGGACUCUCGGCCUAAAUGUAAUUUGUAAGCAUUGACUGACAUCAUAUUUGUCACACGUAAAUAGAUUUAACACGAUUAUACAUUUUAUCGAAUGCUUAUUAGACUGUCGUACUUAAUACAUUCCAUUUUUUCUAUACAUUUAUCUAGCAAACAUUUCAGUAGUUCAUAUCUUUCGAUUAGUUAGAUUUUUAAACGACAGAUGCGACUUAUUUUGCAUUUUUAAACUUUGAACGUUAAAGUAUAGAUCAGUAUGUAAAAUCUGGCCCUAACUAGGACAGCUCAAUGUGUAGUCGACGUUAAAAAUGACGUAUUUUCAAAUAUUGUAGGAUGUGUGUUUGAACCUCUCGAUGUGCUUAUGUCCAGUAGCUAGUCGGGCGGCGGCCCUCGGACGGACCGUCGGAUGGACCGUCGGGCGGACCGUCGGGCGGACCGUCGGGCGGCGCCGGUAGGCACGGCGCGAGAACAGAGUGGCGGACUGUGCACUAGGGCUCCUAGAUUUAGGCUAUAGUCACCUUAAAAGCAGCGUCUCGUAGCUCCUAAUUUAAUUUAUUAGAAACUAAGCUGACAAUGUGCUGUGCUUUUGUUUUAAACAAAUAGUAUAUAGGUAAAUGAAAUUAUAUGUUUGAUUAUUUUUUAUUACAAUUUAGUUGUUUUUUUUUUGUAUUUAUUGCAAUGAUAAUACGAGCUUUUAACGAUGUAAUUUAAUUUUAUGGAACUGUACGUAAGAUUGGUUUUAGCGUAGCGGAUAAGUUUACUUUGCCAGAUUGUAAAAAUAGAUCACAAAUGAAAUAUAAAUGUAUUUCUAAUUCUUUUUAAUUGUGAUAAGGCGAUUAUAGGGCAGCUACUUGAUAGUAUAGAUGGUUGCAUCUUCAUCAUUGUACACAUAAUGCAUAAUAAAGAGAUUUUAAUAUUUAAAUAACUGAAAUAGAUCACUUCUUUAGUGGAGAUAUUUUUGCCAAGUAGCGUAUUCGAGUCAACCAUCGCUGUCAUUAUCAAUAAAUGUAUUAUAAAAUA
Molecule: messenger RNA, 9639 nt
Organism: Manduca sexta (tobacco hornworm)
Lineage: Eukaryota; Metazoa; Arthropoda; Insecta; Lepidoptera; Sphingidae
Gene: Khc-73
Product: kinesin-like protein KIF13B
Exons: 38
Coding region: 148-5988 (1946 amino acids)
Biological process (GO): microtubule-based movement; cytoskeleton-dependent intracellular transport
Cellular component (GO): microtubule; kinesin complex
Molecular function (GO): ATP binding; microtubule binding; ATP hydrolysis activity
Source: RefSeq, a predicted model, not a curated record